AUGAUUAACCGCCAUUACAACAAACCGAAGCCGACCGUCGAGCCGAAAUGCUCCAGCGACGACUCGAACGAGGAGGAGACGUCGUCCGGCACGGCGGAAUCGGGGACCAGCUCCGACACCGAGUCGGAGAUGGACACCACCGAGACGUCGUUCUCGUCGAAAAGCGUCACCGAGUGCGGCGCUGCCAGCGGCGGCCAGUUGAGCUGCCAGCAGCAACAUCCGGGCCAGCAACAGGGAUUGCUGCGGGUGCACAACCGCACCUACGGGGUGUACUGUGGUGGCGAGUCGGCCUCGAAAAACUCCAAGAACUGCCAUCACCACCACCACCAUCAUCAUCACCACCAUCAUCACGAUGAUGACUGUAAGAAGGAUGCAAAUUGUUGUAGAGGUGCUCUCGACCGCAAUGCGCGCCUUGUACAUAGACUCAAGAAGGCGAAGAAAACACUACCGAUCAGUAUUUCUAUACUCAACUGCCGCUACGACAUCAUCUCGCGGGUCUGCAAGCGGCUCGGUUACCGGAUAGUCGGUGAGUCGGACCUGUGGAACGUCUGCUGGACCGAUUCGUUCGUCGGGGUGGACUUUUGCCGGGACAUGCGCCGCUUCCAGAAGGUGAACCACUUCCCGGGGAUGUUCGAGAUCUGCCGCAAGGAUCUGCUGGCCCGCAAUCUGAACCGCAUGCUGAAGCUGUUCCCGAUCGACUAUCAGAUCUUUCCGAAAACCUGGUGCUUCCCGGCGGAUUUGGGCGACGCGAUCGCCUACAGCCGGACGCACCGUAGCAAAACGUUCAUCCUCAAGCCGGACCAGGGCUCGCAGGGGAAAGGCAUCUUCCUGACGAAGAACUUGAAGGAGAUCAGCCCGAAGGAUCGAAUGAUCUGCCAGGUGUACAUCACGAAACCGCUGCUAAUUGACGGCUAUAAGUUUGAUUUGCGCGUUUACACGCUGAUCACGUCGACCGAUCCACUGCGGAUCUUCGUCUACAACGAGGGUCUGGCGAGGUUCGCCACGUACAAGUACAAGGAACCGUGCGUGACGAACGCAUCGAACAACUUUAUGCACCUGACGAACUACUCGGUCAACAAGUACAGCCGGACGUUCUCGAACGACGACGAGGCCGGCUCGAAGCGACGCUUUUCCACGCUCAAUCGCAUCCUGACGGCGGAGGGCUACGACAUCGCGGAACUGUGGAGCAACAUCGACGACGUGAUCGUGAAGACGGUCAUGAGCGCCUGGCCGAUGCUGAAGCACACGUACACGGCCAGCUUCCCGACGCACGACAUCAUCCAGGCGUGCUUCGAGAUCCUGGGCUUCGACAUCCUCAUCGACCACAAGCUGAAACCGUACGUGCUGGAGGUGAACCACUCGCCAUCGUUCCACACGGACGAGGCGAUCGACAAGGAGAUCAAGGAAGCGCUCAUCCGCGACACGUUCACGAUGCUCAACCUGAACGGCGAGGUCAAGAAGCGCGUGCUGGAGGAAGACAAGCGGCGCAUCCAGAACCGCUUGCUGCAGCGGUUGCGGGACUGUGCGAAGCAGACGGCGGCGGCCCCGAAGGAAGCGGGUGCGGCGGGACCGGACAAUGACGAGGAGCUGUACGGUGAGGACGGUACGGGACCGUGGGCCGAGCAGAUCAACUGGGAGGAGACGCAUCUCGGCGGCUACCGGCGCAUUCUGCCGGCCCCGGGCGACCCGAACCGCUACCUGCAGUUCUUCAUCGCGCAAAGCCACGCCUCGGUGUACAACGAGACGGCGGCCAGCAAGCGGCGCGAAGAGUGUGCCAAACAGCAGCGCAUCGAGCUGGAGGAGCGCUUCCGCCUGAACCAGGCCAUACUGCACAAACACAAUCGGAAGCUGCAGAAGGGCACCGGGCUCUGCACGGGCGAGGAUGCCGCCGGCGCGGGCGGGGCACUCGCGGCCAAGAAGAAGUUCCGCAAGCGAAAGAUGCCGAAGGUGACGAAGAAACACGACGACUACACGCCGGACCAGAUUGCCGACUUCGAGGAGCGCGAGCGGAUGGCACUGCUCGGCCAGCGGGACUUCCUCAUCCGGACCUGUGGCCUGGUGCAGAGCAUGUACAUCAACUUUCACCGCAACAAGCUGCUGACGGACUCGGACCGACGCAAAUACAAGGAAACGUACGCCAAGCUGAUCGCCAACGAGCACCUGCAGCCGUCGGAAUCGUCGCCACAAUCGAUCCACACGCAGUCGACCCUCCACAGCACCAGCACCGUGGCCGGGUCGGUUGCCGCGGCGUACCACGGCGGCAGUACGACCACCACAGCCAGCACCACCUGCCUGCCAAGUCUUGCGAACCCGCCGAACGGUAGCUAUCACUCCCUACAGCCGGCCUCGGGCAGUGCGCAACCGAAUCAGCUGCAGAAACUGCAGAUCAAAAGUCUGGUCGCCAUCAACGACGUCACCUCGUGGAUGCAGUGCAGCGAGGUGCCGGUCCCGAGCCGACCGCCACUACCCUAUCUGCUGGCCACACAGCCGACCAACUACCGUAGCACCAAGUCGACGAUGGCGCGCCAGGUGACGAACGUUGUGAAGCGCCACAGUCUCGAGUCGCGCCAGUACUACACCUCGGACAAAAUCAUCUAG
Anopheles cruzii is the source of this 2598-nucleotide messenger RNA. Its product is annotated as tubulin polyglutamylase TTLL13-like. Gene Ontology annotation, biological process: protein polyglutamylation; microtubule cytoskeleton organization. Bases 1 to 2598 code for a protein of 865 amino acids. The transcript has 6 exons. Gene Ontology annotation, molecular function: tubulin-glutamic acid ligase activity; tubulin binding. NCBI's taxonomy places the organism in Eukaryota, Metazoa, Arthropoda, Insecta, Diptera, Culicidae. Gene Ontology annotation, cellular component: cilium. The record is from RefSeq and is a predicted model, not a curated record.